Molecule: messenger RNA, 993 nt
Organism: Dichotomopilus funicola
Lineage: Eukaryota; Fungi; Ascomycota; Sordariomycetes; Sordariales; Chaetomiaceae
Product: thiazole biosynthetic enzyme
Exons: 3
Coding region: 1-993 (330 amino acids)
Biological process (GO): thiamine biosynthetic process
Source: RefSeq, a predicted model, not a curated record
AUGGCUCCCUCUGCGAUCUCCCCCGCUCAGCAGCACGCCCAGCUCGCCGUGGGUGUCAAGAAGGUGAAGGACGCCGGCGCUACCGUUGAGGAGCGCACCGAUGGCCUGACCAAGCCGCUCAGCGAGAUGCUGGGCAGCUGGGACGACUUUACCUUUGCGCCCAUCCGUGAGAGCACCGUCUCGCGCGCCAUGACCCGCCGCUACUUCGCCGACCUGGACGCGCACGCCGAAACCGACAUCGUCAUCGUGGGCGCGGGCUCCUGCGGUCUCUCCGCGGCCUACACGCUCGGUACGCUCCGCCCGGACCUCAAGAUCACCAUCAUCGAAGCGGGCGUCGCCCCCGGCGGCGGCGCCUGGCUCGGCGGCCAGCUCUUCAGCGCGAUGGUGAUGCGCAAGCCGGCCGACGUGUUCCUCCGGGAAAUCGGCGUGCCCUUUGACGACGAGGGCGACUACGUGGUGGUCAAGCACGCCGCGCUGUUCACUAGCACUGUGCUGUCGCGCGUGCUGGCUAUGGAUAAUGUCAAGAUGUUUAAUGCUACGACGGUGGAGGAUUUGAUUACCCGGCCGUCGGAUGAGGAGGGCGCUGCGGGCGUGCGCAUUGCGGGUGUUGUUACGAACUGGACGUUGGUGUCGAUGCACCAUGACGACCAGAGCUGCAUGGACCCUAACACUAUCAACGCGCCGGUUAUCAUCUCGACCACCGGCCACGACGGCCCCUUCGGCGCCUUCUCCGUCAAGCGCCUAGUCAGCAUGAAGCGCCUCGAACAACUCGAAGGCAUGCGCGGCCUGGACAUGCAGCGGGCCGAAGACGCGAUUGUCAAGAACACGCGUGAGAUCGUGCCCGGUCUGAUUGUCGGCGGCAUGGAGCUGUCCGAGAUUGACGGCGCCAACCGCAUGGGCCCGACGUUUGGCGCUAUGGCGCUUAGCGGGGUGAAGGCGGCGGAGGAGGCGAUUCGGGUUUUUGAUCUGCGUAAGAAGCAGAAUGAUGCUUAA